AUGGGUGGCUGGGGACAUUGGGAAUUGUAGUGCAGCACAUCUGGAGGAUAUCAGGUUGGAGGAGGUUGACUUAAGCUUGCAGGUCUUUGCAGUUCAGAAACAGUGCCUGAAACUUAAAAUACUGCUGACACAACUAAUUAAAAACUCCAAGAAAAUUCUGUUAUGUGCAUCUGUCCAGUAAAAUAGCUCAAUUGUAAAAUUUAAACUAACAAGGAGAACAAGGAACCCUAGAAAGCAAGCAAGCAAGCAAGCAGCAUCAAGAAGGGGAAGUAAAAAGUAGUGCACUGCAUCUCAGGCCUACAGAAGCAUCAGUCAAAAUUUACUACAGAGCCUCAGCUCCCUUUUGGCUUUUAUAACCUGCUUACUCACAACUCUGUUGUAAUGGGUGGUCUGUAAAGCAUUAGGCCUGUAAACAGAAGCUUAUGGACAAUCUUUCCUACCCACUCCCCGGCACAGCCCAGCCCAGCCCAGCCCAAGGUUACCCCAUUUCUCAAAACAAAGCAGGGAAAAAUGUGUACGAACAAGAAAAACAGAUGAAACAGGGAAGAGGGAGAGAGAGAAACCCAGCCACAGCCAGGGUUCGGGCUCUCGCUGUCCCUCCCACAGCAAACUCCUCCCCUACAAACUCAGCCGUCUUCCAAUCAGCACCUGCGAAGGCAGCGAAAGUUACCGAUCCGGCUCCCCCAAGCCUUCACUCCCUUUCUGUCCAAGAGACGCCCGGGGCAAGGCGGAGGUCAGGUGGAGCGCCAUGGCUUAUUUGCAUGACCCAAUCGGAAGGCCGCAUGCAAACGAGCCGUGAGACGGUUGGCUGGGGGUUGGCAGGAUAACUCCUGCCCCAGGAGUCCUUUGUCCCCUUCGAGUGUGCUUGGUGCUACUGUAGGAGCGGCUGUUGCGGGUCGCGCAGAGGCGUGUACAGGCGGCUGCGGGCAUCGUGGGUGGGGGCAAGAGAAGGAAGGAAGAAGGCAACUGGGAGUGAAGUGCAACAGCAGCGACGCCUGUUUUCGAGUCAGUGUCGGAGGAUUGAUCGACAGAGGGACACGCACCGCGGUCAGCCGGAGCGGCGCUUAACACCCAGUUAGUCAGGAAGGAGAAGCAGCCAGGAGGAGGAAUAGGGCCGGGGGCCCGACUCCAGCUGCCUCGUUCUCCCGUCCCGCUUUGCAGGGACUUGCCGCCGCAACAUGACUCUGGAAGAGCUCGCUGGGGAGCAUCAGACAUUUGGAAGGACAAAAACAACCCAGUACACGCAGACAUCCAGACAACCAGAGUGUAGAAACGACUGUUCUGAAGCCACAUCUCGCUCCCGUUUCUUUAGGAGUCGAUCACUUCGAGUUAAAGGGAGUUUUCCGCUCAGUUCUUUCCUCAGUUUUGCAGGCUAGGAGGGCGCUAGGAGGAAAUAUGGAUUAGGGAUCUGCUUAAGAUGGGUUCCUAGCUUGUUUUCUUUUAUACUUUUGUAAAGUUUUCACUGUAGCUUGAGUUAGUUUCUCCUUUCUCUCUCGUUUGGUGGUGGGGCUUCCAUCAGCAUGGAGAAAGUAGGCGAUGCCUUGGAGGAAGUCCUAAACAAAGCCCUGACUCAGAGAAGCAUCACCAUUGGGGUGUAUGAGGCUGCCAAAUUGCUCAAUGUGGAUCCUGAUAAUGUGGUGCUCUGUCUGUUGGCAGCAGAUGAAGAAGACAAUCAGGAUGUGGCUUUACAAAUUCACUUCACCCUGAUUCAGGCUUUCUGCUGUGAGAAUGACAUUAACAUUCUUCGAGUGAGUAACCCCAGUCGGCUUGCAGAGCUGCUACUUCUAGGGGCAAGUGGAGGCGGAGAGCAGCCUGCAGACCUGCACUGUAUACUUGUGACGAAUCCACAUGCUUCUCAGUGGAAGGAUCCAGCCCUAAGUCAGCUGAUCUGCUUUUGCCGGGAAAGCCGCUACAUGGAUCAGUGGGUCCCUGUGAUUAACCUUCCUGAACGAUGACAUUACAUGAAUGAAGCUGAACUGUAUAGAAAAAUUGCACUGAAGUUUUAAAAUACCUUAGUAGUUUGCUCAGGAAGUAAUUUCCCAGCCUGGCACAAGGAUAAUAAUUGAUGUCAAGUGGGUAGGAUGAAGCUGAACUACAUAUUGUGUGAAACUGAAGGACAUUUGACUUCGCUGUUGGAAAAUGAUGGACCUGAAAGCAGAAGUUGCAUUGAGCGAACAAUAGGAAGUAAUUGGAGGAAGUUGGAGCUCUGCAAGAAGGUGAUGAAAGUAGGGUUAUGGAGUUUCUUUCAGAACAUACCAAAUAUACUUUGUUGGAGUUGUAAAAGAACAACUUCUUAGUUUCCGUUUUUAAAUAUUUCACACUUGUAAGAGCUAAGGAAAAAAAGUUUAUCAUUCUUAAAACUAUUUUAUUUUGUAUCAACUAGCUGAUCUCUGCAGUUUUUAUUCUAAGAAAUUUAAGUUAUUUUAUGAUACUGAUGAAAAAAUAUUUAUACAAGGUAUUUUCAAAAGCAUCUUACUUGCACCACUUGUAUUAAAAUGUUUGAACUGCUGCUUUUUCCUAAAUUGUUUGAAAAUGGGACUGUGUUCACUCCAAUAAAGAUGUGGAAGUCA
Molecule: messenger RNA, 2570 nt
Organism: Varanus komodoensis (Komodo dragon)
Lineage: Eukaryota; Metazoa; Chordata; Lepidosauria; Squamata; Varanidae
Gene: GADD45A
Product: growth arrest and DNA damage inducible alpha
Exons: 4
Coding region: 1521-1955 (144 amino acids)
Biological process (GO): regulation of cell cycle
Cellular component (GO): nucleus; cytoplasm
Source: RefSeq, a predicted model, not a curated record